Molecule: messenger RNA, 1242 nt
Organism: Ceratitis capitata (Mediterranean fruit fly)
Lineage: Eukaryota; Metazoa; Arthropoda; Insecta; Diptera; Tephritidae
Product: trans-1,2-dihydrobenzene-1,2-diol dehydrogenase
Exons: 5
Coding region: 117-1118 (333 amino acids)
Molecular function (GO): nucleotide binding
Source: RefSeq, a predicted model, not a curated record
GUUUUGGUUAAAAGAAGCAUAAACAAAAAUAAAUUUUGCAGCAUCCAAUAGUAAUUGUGUUCUUUUGUGCUAGCAAUUCUAACAUUUCGGUAUUUGUGCUAAAUAAUAAUUUAAAUAUGGCUUUACGUUGGGGUAUCGCUUCUGCUGGUAAAAUUAGCCACGAUUUUGCUGUUGCUUUAAGCACUUUACCGGCGAGUGAUCAUAAAUUGGUUGCUAUCGCAGCACGUCAAAAGGAUCGUGCAGAGGAAUUUGCUAAGUUACAUGAAAUACCAAAUGCAUUUGGUAAUUAUAAGGAAUUGGCGGAAUUCACUGGCGUUGAUGUUGUCUACGUUGGUGCCUUAAACCCUCAGCAUUUGGAAAUCGCCUCACUUUUCAUCGAACAUGGUAAACAUGUUUUGUGCGAAAAGCCGUUAUGUAUGAAUUACAAGCAAUCCAAGCAGCUGAUUGAUCUUGCCAAAAGUAAAAAAGUUUUCCUUAUGGAAGCUAUCUGGUCACGUUUCUUCCCUGCCUAUCAAUAUGUACGCCAACAAAUCAAAAAUGGUGCCUUGGGUGAAAUUAAGGAGGUCGAAGUUGCAUUCGGCUUUAAUUUGGGCGGCGUAGAUCGUUUAACCAAAAAAGAUUUGGGCGGCGGUGUAGUGCUCGAUUUGGGUGUCUAUACCAUACAAGCAUCACAAUGGGGCUUCCAAGAAGCGCCACAAAAAGUUAUCGCCAAAGGCGAACUCAAUGAAGAAGGCGUGGAUCAACAUAUAGAAGCCGAAUUACAAUAUUCAGGCGGACGCGUGGGCAAAUUGAUCUUUAGCGGCAAGCAGGAGUUGGCGAAUAAAGCAAUUUUCAAGGGUACUAAGGGUGAAAUUACUUUGGAAAACUUCUGGUGUCCUACAAAAUUGAUUGAUGUCGAUGGCAAGGAGAAGGAAUGGCCAUUGCCCAAAGCUAAGCUCACUACCAAUUACCAAAGAUCCGAAGGUUUGCGUUACGAAGCUGAGGCUACACGUCAAUCAAUACUCAAAGGCGAAAUUGAAAAUGAAAAUGUUUCGCACAAAGAUAGCUUGAUCAUUGCCACAAUACAAGAUGAUAUCAGGCGCCAAGUUGGUGUUGUCUAUCCAGCGGAUAAGGAAUAAAAUGUUGAAAUUUAUUUUUAGUAUAUAAAUAUGUACAUAUGUUUAUAGAUUUUUGCAAAAACAUGAUAAUUAUUAAAUGCAUAGCCAACCAAGCAACUGGCGUAAAAUAGUUGUGAUGAUAACC